GCAGGCUCACACCCUACUCCAAGCCACAAGAAACCAGCACAGGUUGCCUGGGCAGCCUGAGGCACCUCUGCCGUCUGUGGCUUUCCAGACUCCUCUGAAACAAAAGAUUAGAGAAGAAUCUUCAUCCAGCAGCAGGACACAGCCCUCAACCUUGUCUGUUCCUGCCCAGGAAAGGCCAGGAGGAAGAGGCCACAAAACAAGCCAGCCCUCUCCCCAGUCCCUUGAUCUACUCACCGUCAGCAUCUGGAGACCCAAUGGCCCAAGCCCACUGGCACUGCUACCCCUGGCUUGUUCUCCUCUGUGCAUGUGCCUGGAGUUACCCACAAGCUGGAUCCCUUGGAAGAGAAGAUGUGAGAAACUGUUCAAGCAACCCUCCGUUCCUGCCAGUUACUGCAGUCAACACAACAAUGAGGCUCGCGGCCCUCCGCCAGCAGAUGCAGGCCUGGAAUCUCUCUGCCUACAUCAUCACAGACACAGAUGCACACAUGAGCGAGUAUAUUGGCAAACAUGAUGAGAGGCGAGCGUGGAUUUCAGGCUUCUCGGGGACUGCAGGUACUGCUGUGGUGACCAUGAGGAAGGCAGCUGUCUGGACCGACAGUCGCUACUGGACUCAGGCCGAGAGGCAGAUGGACUGCAACUGGGAACUCCAUAGGGAAGGUGACAUUCCUUCCUGGGUCCUUGCUGAAGUCCCUGCUGAAGGACGAGUGGGUUUUGACCCCUUCCUCAUGUCUGUUGAUUUCUGGGAGAAUUUUGAUCUGGAACUCCAAGGCUCCAAAAGAUACCUGGUAUCCAUUACAACCAACCUUGUGGACCUGGCAUGGGGGUCAGAGAGGCCCCCAUUGCCAAGCCAACCUAUUUAUGCCCUGCCAGAAGAAUUUACAGGGAGCACUUGGCAGGAAAAAGUAUCCACUGUCCGAAGCUACAUGAAGAACCAUACCAUGGCUCCAACUGCUCUCCUUCUAUCAGCACUCGAUGAGACAGCCUGGCUCUUCAACCUUCGUAGCAGUGACAUCCCCUAUAACCCCUUCUUCUACUCCUACACGCUGCUCACGGACUCGUCUAUCAGGUUGUUUGUCAACAAGAGUCGCCUUAGCCUCGAGACCCUACAAUACCUGAAUACAAACUGCACAUCCUCCAUGUGUGUACAGCUGGAGGACUACAGUCAAGUUCGUGACAGUGUGAAAGCCUAUGCCUCAGGCGAUGUGAUGAUCUUGAUUAGUAUCGAAUAUACUAACUAUGGGCUCUAUGAAGUCAUACCCAAGGAGAAAGUCGUGAUAAACAUGUACACCCCAGUAAUGGGAAUAAAGGCUGUGAAGAACAGCAAGGAGCAGGCUCUCCUGAAGGCCAGUCAUGUGCGGGAUGCUGUGGUUGUGAUCCAGUACUUGGUCUGGUUGGAGAAGAACGUGCCCAAAGGCACGGUGGAUGAGUUUUCUGGGGCAGAAUACAUUGAUGACUUGCGACGGAAAGAAAACUUCUCCUCUGGACCCAGUUUUGAAACCAUCUCUGCUAGUGGCCUGAAUGCUGCCCUGGCCCAUUACAGCCCAACCAAAGAGGUGAACCACAAGCUGUCCUCAGAUGAGAUGUAUCUGGUGGAUUCUGGAGGGCAAUACUGGGAUGGGACCACAGAUAUCACCAGAACAGUACAUUGGGGAACCCCUACUGCCUUCCAAAAGGAGGCAUAUACACGUGUGCUGAUGGGAAACAUAGAUCUGUCCAGAAUCAUCUUUCCUGCUAAUACACCAGGGAGAAUAUUGGACGCUUUAGCUCGAAAAGCCUUGUGGGAAGUUGGUCUCAAUUAUGGUCAUGGGACAGGUCAUGGCAUUGGCAACUUCCUUUGUGUGCAUGAGUGGCCAGUGGGAUUCCAGUCUAACAACAUCAACAUGAACAAGGGCAUGUUCACUUCCAUUGAACCUGGAUACUACCAGGAUGGGGAGUUUGGAAUCCGUCUUGAAGAUGUGGCUCUUGUGGUAGAAGCAAAGACCAAGUACCCAGGGGCCUACCUGACUUUUGAAGUGGUGUCCUUUGUACCCUAUGACCGAAACCUCAUCGAUGUCAGCCUGCUAUCCCCGGAGCACCUCCAGUACCUGAAUCGCUAUUACCAGACCAUUCGUGAGAAGGUUGGCCCAGAACUGCAGCGUCGCCAGCUGCUGGAGGAGCUUGCAUGGCUGGAGGAGCACACAAAACCCCUAUCAGCCAUGGCCCCACGUACCACCUCCUUGGCCUCUUUGUGGGUAGCCUCCACUCUUGCCAUCCUCAGCUGGAGUAACUAGAGGCCCUCGGUUCUCCUACCGACUGUUCACUUAAGUUUAGGAUUCGUUUGCUCUUGCUUAGCUAUCCUUCCUCUGUGCCACGCGUGCCCCAAGAGCCCCCAAGGCUCAUCACCUUGAAGUCACUAUCCUAAGCUUUCUCCAGAGCCAAACCCCUGGCAGCUUUACUUUCUCCCAGAUGGGCAAGCCUCAUCGUGGACUCCCCACCCCUGGGCCCCAGGAUAGCCUGCUACAGUGAGUCCCUGUCUCCCAAAGCUAAGGACCCUACAAACUAAUGCCCCUAUUCACAGGGAUCCCUGGCCCAGAGGGGCCCAUCCUAUCCCCACCUGCUAGAGAGGGCCAGAGCUGUUCCCACCCACACUGACUCUAGACUUUUUAGGAGUGCCUCUGGCCACCUUUCUUUCCCUCCAGCCUUAAAGUGGCCUCCUGGCUAGAGACUGUAGAAUUAAUAUGGGGACUCACAGCUGCCCGCUAUCCCUACAGAAGGAGGUGGCUGGGUGUUCUGGUUGCAGACUGCUGCUUUAGCACGAGAGAGAACAGAUAAGCGGAAGUCAUCCGUGGCCUGGACCUGGAGACCUCAGUCGGGAACGUGCAUCACUCCUUGCCCCACAUGUGAACCCACAGCUCCUAAACCACCAAUGUGCUCCUUGACAAGUGACCGCAUAGGGACGCAAGGGAUAGGACUUUGACUGUGAAGUAAGCAAGCUGGACAAAGGUGCUCUGUGAUGUGGGGAUCAACCUGGGCAGCCACACUAUCCCAGACACCUCUGGCACUCAGUGGGCAUUUUAAUCUUCUAAGGUGUCACCACCACGACCAUGCUAUUAAAGCCUCCCGUGUCUUUGAAGCACUCCUAA
Molecule: messenger RNA, 3122 nt
Organism: Myodes glareolus (Bank vole)
Lineage: Eukaryota; Metazoa; Chordata; Mammalia; Rodentia; Cricetidae
Gene: Xpnpep2
Product: X-prolyl aminopeptidase 2
Molecular function (GO): metalloaminopeptidase activity
Source: RefSeq, a predicted model, not a curated record